This is a messenger RNA of Lottia gigantea (owl limpet), 687 nucleotides long. RefSeq lists its product as hypothetical. The record is from RefSeq and is a predicted model, not a curated record. The annotation marks the transcript as partial. Gene Ontology annotation, cellular component: cytosol. Lineage: Eukaryota; Metazoa; Mollusca; Gastropoda; Lottiidae. Gene Ontology annotation, molecular function: fructose-2,6-bisphosphate 2-phosphatase activity. The transcript has 3 exons. Gene Ontology annotation, biological process: negative regulation of glycolytic process; fructose 1,6-bisphosphate metabolic process; regulation of pentose-phosphate shunt.
GACACAGACCUAUCUAAUUUUGGAUUGGAACAAGCUCAGUUAGUGGCUAAUAGAUUGAGAAAUGAAAGAUUUACUCAUGUAUAUACUAGUGACUUAACUCGGGCUGCCGGUACCGCUCAGACUAUAGUUGAUACUAAUAAAGUAUGUAAAUGUCCUCUAAUUAAAGAUAAAAGACUAAGAGAGAGGAAAUUUGGUGUUGUAGAAGGUAAAACAUAUAGAGAAUUUGCUCUAGAAGCUAGAAAAGAAAAUAUUGCUUUACCUGCUUUUACACCUCGUGGUGGAGAGAAAGUCGAACAGGUAGUUACUGAUGGUGAGAUUAAAAUGAGCAUAACAUGUCCAAAAUAUACAUCUACUGGUUGUCCGAAUGUAUCCUUAUCACCAUUAUUAGAGAAACGUUUCUCCAGUAUAUCAAGUGCCAGUUCUGGUCGUAAUAAUAGUUUUGAUGAGUCUGAUAAUCAACAGUGUAUUGCUGAUAUACUGAUAGUUAGUCAUGGUGGCUUUCUCAAAGAAUUUAUACGUCAUUUUAUUGAGGACUUACACUGUAAAAUUCCUGGUGGUAAGUGUUAUGCCUUGCGUGUUGGUCCUAAUACCAGCAUGUCCAAAUUUACUGUUAGUUUUGAAAAUGGGUGUGAUAAACCAGUUGUUACUUGUUUAUUAAUUCAUGAUAAAGAUCAUCUGCGUAAUUUA